This is a messenger RNA of Schizosaccharomyces japonicus yFS275, 1020 nucleotides long. RefSeq lists its product as hypothetical. Lineage: Eukaryota; Fungi; Ascomycota; Schizosaccharomycetes; Schizosaccharomycetales; Schizosaccharomycetaceae. The transcript has 2 exons. The record is from RefSeq and is a predicted model, not a curated record. The coding region runs from base 107 to 493 and encodes 128 amino acids.
CCCAAGCGUUAGUCGUCACCAGUUCCUUUGUUAAAGCUCUAAGGCCUUCCUUCCAGUUGUUCGUCACCCGCCAUUGCUUUGUCUGUCUCAGAGGCUUUCGUGAGUGAUGCAGGUGCUUGAAGACAAGGAAAACGUUCCUCCGUGCAGCUCGUCGACUGACACACUCUCAGCUGUUGCUCACAAACCUCUUGUGUACAAAGUCGAAAGACCACUCAAACGCAAGCCUCUGCAGGAAUUGUCUGUGAAGAUUAUCGACGAUGUCCUAAUUAUUCACACAAAGCAGAAGAAGCAGGAUCUCAAGAAGAUUUCCAAGUGUUUCAACACCAGCAGCAUCGGCAGCAGGACAACAGAAGUUCGUCACAAUAUCGGCAGCGGCAGCAGUUCUCGUUUCUCUGCGACACAGGCUUUGCUUAUGGGUACAUCAAUGGCGAAGCGUACAAAGCACAAAUCGUCUGCAGCAACAAGCAGUCGGUCCCUUUGCAAUCUUCGUUAGUAUUCACAGUUUCUACUCUACGGUGACUACUUGCGAUGAAUUCGCACAGCCUUCGUCCACCGAGUAGAGUUACGAGUUGCUUGUUUUGUUUUUCUUUGCUUUUGAUGAAACUUUGAAGUCACCUUCUUGCUGCUUCGUCCUGGACACAAACACAGUCCAUACGCACACACACCUUUUUGGUGCUCAUGAAACCCUCACGCCUCUUGAAAGAAGGCCAUUGAUACCCCAUACGUGCGUCUUCCGUUGCCUCAAUGACGCGCGUUUAUAACACUCAUAAUAUCCCAUAAAUUAAACACACGAAACACACGACGUUAAUGACUAAUGAGGAAAAAGUCCACGGUCUGCAUGACUUGACUUCCCUCCGUAGAGGACAGUCAACAAGCCUGCAACGACAUGCCUCUCACUCACGCACAACAAGUGUCGAAGAAUUAAUAGCAUAAAAUGAACACAUUUCUAAUGAUUAUCCAGCGGUAACGGUAGUGAAGAAGGGCAUGGCACACGUACACAGGCCAGACAAGGAACAGAAG